AACGAAGAGAGAGGGGAAAGAGGAAUGGUUCAGCAAGUUUCCUAAAUAUACUUCAUAACUUGAUUGUGGGUAAGAGUGAAGACCAGGCUGGACGUGUGGGGACCUCCAGGCUGGUGCUGAAACCUUCAGCUAGCGUCUCAGGUUUUUGAAGUUCAGCAAUGGAGUCUUUCUCUGCUGAGACCAAUUCAACUGACCUACCCUCACAGCCCUGGUAUGAACCCCAAAUAAUUCUCUCCAUGGUCAUUCUCAGCCUCACCUUCUUACUGGGAUUGCCAGGCAACGGGCUGGUGCUGUGGGUGGCUGGCCUAAAGAUGCAGCGGACGGUGAACACAGUUUGGUUUCUCCAUCUCACGCUGGCGGACUUCCUCUGUUGCCUCUCCUUGCCCUUCUCCCUGGCUCACUUGGCUCUCCAAGGACACUGGCCCUAUGGCUGGCUCCUCUGUAAGCUCAUCCCCUCCAUCAUUGUCCUCAACAUGUUUGCCAGUGUCUUCCUGCUGACUGUCAUUAGCCUGGAUCGUUGCCUUUUGGUACUCAAGCCGAUCUGGUGCCAGAAUCACCGCAAUGUGGGGACAGCCUUCACUAUCUGUGGAUGUAUAUGGGUGGUGGCUUUUGUAAUGUGCAUACCUGUGUUCGUGUACCGGGAAACAUUCACUGUAGGCAACCGUGACGUGUGUGGCUACGAUCUUGGCUUCUACGGCUCAUUAGAUUAUUCAGACUUCACCAUUGAUCUACUGGAAAAUGGAUCUCUUGACAACUCCAUUGUUCAGCUGCCUGGAGAAAUGGAUGCAAGGCUGCAGUCUUUCUCUGAACGAGCCAAUGACCUGCCUUGGACAGCCACCACUAUCUUCCAUUCUCAAACACUUCAAAGACCUUCUGGACAGUCACUCCCUACAGAUCCAGCUAAUUUAUCUAGUCAACCUCCAUACGAUAACUUAUUUAAGCCUGCGAAUGAGGUCUCACCUAUAGUCCCCAGUGGGUUUCCCAUUGAAGAUCACAGAGCUAAUCCACUCGAUUUAGAGCUUUACUCUGACUCCUCCAGCAAUUCCUCAUACUUGUAUGAGCUAUUCCAAGAUUUCCAGGGUGAUUAUUUAGGCCAGUUUUCAUAUAACAAUCAAGUACUAACCCCCCGGGGGGCAGUAACCAUCACCAGACUAGUGGUAGGUUUCCUUCUGCCCUCUUUUGUCAUGGUGGCCUGUUACAGCCUCAUUAUCUUCCGCAUGCGACGGGGCCGCUUCACCAAGACUCGGAUCAAAACCUUGAAAGUGGCCAUGGCUGUGGUGAUUGUCUUCUGCGUCUGCUGGGCUCCAUACCACAUUGUUGGGGUCCUAUCAUUGUUUUUUGACUCAGAAACUCCCCUUGGAGAAGCUCUGCUGUCUUGGGACCACGUGUGCAUCGCUCUCGCGUCGGCCAAUAGUUGCUUUAAUCCCUUCCUCUAUGCCCUCCUAGGAAAAGAUUUUAGGAAGAAAGCAAGGCAGUCGAUGAAGGGCAUUCUGGAGGCAGCUUUCAGUGAGGACGUCACACACUCUACCAGCUGUCCCCAAAGCAAAGUCUUUACGGAAAGAAAUAGUAUCAGUACAUCUGUGUGAAAAUACGGAGCGGUUGACCCCAGCAGAGGUUCUUAGGUAUUCACCCAGUGUGCCAUUUUCUAAAACAAUAAGGGAUAUUGUGAGCAGGGGAUUUCAGAAACCAUCAAAGAAUCAAUCCAGAGGUUCUCGAAGUAUGAGCCCAGGCUAAGGGCAUCCGCAUCACCUGGAAACUUGCUAGAAUCUCCAAGAAACUUGCUGAACCAGAAUGUCUGAGGGUGGGGCUCCAGAAAGUGUUUUAACAAGCUCUCUUGUUUCUAAUGAAUGCUAAAUUUGAGAAUUGUAAAAAUUAGUCUAUUUCUCUCCCAACCUAAGCUAAAUGAAACCAACGAGAACCUAGUCUGUUUCAAAAUGAUUUUUCCAUCAUGAAAU
Molecule: messenger RNA, 1955 nt
Organism: Puma concolor (puma)
Lineage: Eukaryota; Metazoa; Chordata; Mammalia; Carnivora; Felidae
Gene: C3AR1
Product: complement C3a receptor 1
Biological process (GO): positive regulation of cytosolic calcium ion concentration; complement receptor mediated signaling pathway; phospholipase C-activating G protein-coupled receptor signaling pathway
Cellular component (GO): plasma membrane
Molecular function (GO): G protein-coupled receptor activity; complement component C5a receptor activity; complement component C3a receptor activity
Source: RefSeq, a predicted model, not a curated record